ACUCGACGGGUCGACAGAGUGCAAGGAAUGAAGAAACCGUAGCCGAACUCCCGACAGGAUGCAUAGUAACGAACUAAGGGAAACGAAAAAGGUCCUAUAGAUCGUGCACGUGCCUCCUCGCUGUUUAGCUUGAUCUGUGCAAAGAUCCAUCAUGUGGGGAACAUACGUCGAGGCAAUCUUCGGCGUCCCACAGUGAAGUGUUCCAUGCUAUUUCCUUUCUGCCAGUUUAUAUCAUUGACCUGCCUCUCAAUGACGUCCCCAUGCACCCAUUUUAUGCGAAUGCAUCGCGGGAUAUCCGAGUCGUAUCACAGUGGCCAUGCGUCCGCUCCUUUCGUUCUGCCUGUCGAUCUAGUACAAAUGGCCGAACUAAAGCCCGGUCAUGUCUGCCAGAGUUCGGAUCCUCUCCCUCACCUGGCACUAUUGUUUUGAUGUUCGACGCAGCGUAGACUAUGCCAUUUGCUGACGAGCAUGUGAACAUCGUUGCCGGCAUUCUGUCACUCAAACUGCACAGAAGAUGACAUUCUCCACUUCCAUGAUACGUCGAACGCGUUCUCAGCAAUUUGUCAUUUCUAUUUUGAUGAUUGUGGCCACUUCAGACGUACUCCUUACGUCCAACCCUCGUCGAUGGUGCAGACGGGUCCCGCUGCAGAGAUCGUGUACAGUACCCGUUUUGUUCGGACGAUACCAUCCCGGGUUGCUCGCCUUUUGUCGCGAGGUCUUGAGCCUUGGAUCGGUAACAUACUCAGGUGCAUCCGACAAUCCGGAGCCAACGUAUAUAACCUCGCGUAGGAUGGUAGGUCGUUCUAACAUUCGGAACUACUACUACGAUGUCCCCCUUUUCUCUCCAUCCACCAUCUCGUGCCGAACAUGUAGGCUCGCUUCUUCGACCGAAGUCUCUACUCGAGAAACGAGAACAAUUUAGUUCGAACCAAUGCACGGCUGAAGAAUUGAGAGCCGCUGAAGAUGCCGCCAUCGCUUCCGUUGUGAAGCUGCAGCAGGAGAUUGGUCUCAAGACUAUUACAGAUGGAGAAUUCAGAAGAGCAGCUUUUUAUGACGGCAUGUUUGAUAAACUGGAAGGGAUGACAUUUGUUCCAGAUAAGCCACUUUCUACGUGCAAGUCGUACCUUCCCUAUAUCCAGGUUUACCGAGCAAUGGGUUUUGACGUGAUACCAUCUGUAUAUUGCACGGGCAAAAUCAAGAGAACUGAAGGUGUCUACACUGCAGACUUCGAAUAUCUAAGAAGCCUGGUUGCUCCAGAGGAAGUCAAGCAGCUCAAAAUCACGAUAUGUUCUCCCAUCUGGCUUCAUAUUCGACAUGGAUCGCAUGAAACAUACGAUCUUAGUGUUUACCACAACGAUGCUGAAUACUUCGCUGACCUGACCAAAGCAUGGCGCGAGGAAAUCAGGGCCCUACACGAACUCGGAUGUCGUCAUAUUCAGAUUGAUGAUCCAUCUUUCUGCUUCUUCUGUGCCGACUCAAUGAUCAGUGGAAUGCAAGAAGCCGGUGAAGACUACGAAACACUCUUGUCGCAGUACAUCAAUGUUUACAACGACAUUCUGAACGAUCGACCAGAGGAUUUGAUCGUCGGGAUUCAUAUGUGUCGCGGCAACUAUCGUGGGACGCACUAUUGUGAGGGUGGCUAUGAGCGCAUAGCUGCAAGAUUGUUCAAAGAACUGAACGUGAACUGUUUCUAUCUCGAGUAUGACAACGAAAGAGCAGGCGGUCUCGAACCCCUGCGACACCUUCCAACCAACAAGAUAGUCGUGCUGGGGUUGGUAUCGACAAAGACUGAGGUUCUGGAAACGCUCGAUGAUAUCAAGACACGUAUUGAGCAGGCUGUGAAUAUCAUUGCUGAAGGUUACCCGAAGCGUACCAGGCACGUCGCACUGCAACAAAUAUGUAUCAGUCCGCAGUGCGGUUUUGCGUCUACCGCUGAAGGCAAUCCGAUUAAAGAACAGGAUCAACGGCGAAAGCUGGACCUGAUUGUCGAGGCAGCACGAGUCAUUUGGCCAUGAUGGGCCGUUUCUGCGGCCAAGUUCGCCCUGUUAUCCAUAACUAUUUAUACUUGGACUAAAUGACUAGUGGUUGGACUUGAAAGCUUGAAGGAUGGAUUCUUGGUGGAUAAGGCGUCGGCCGACUGUAGACAUUUCUCUCUGAGCGUGACGACUGUAGAGACCAAAGAUCAUUGAGAUGGAUAUUUUUGCGCAUCGGCUGAACGAGGAUGACUAUUUCCGGG
Messenger RNA from Somion occarium, 2236 nucleotides. NCBI's taxonomy places the organism in Eukaryota, Fungi, Basidiomycota, Agaricomycetes, Polyporales, Cerrenaceae. The record is from the annotation of a GenBank genome assembly.